CAACAGAAGAAAGGAAUCAUGCACAUACUUAAUUAAUUAAUUACGAAACAUAUACAUUCUCUAUUCAAUUUUGUCUCUAUAAACCAUUACAUUUCCCUCCACACCACACCACUCCACAAAUUUCUCUGUUCUCUCUAAACCCAAUUCCAUUUACAUUAUUAUAAUGGAUUUUAAGAAUAAUCUCAAUGCCUAUUCGCCCAAAUUCUUCUUCACACGAUAUUAUUAUCCCUCAUAUUGGAUCCUUAUUUUAACCCUCAUCUUUUUACAAAUUUACCUCAUCUUCAACACCACUUCUCCCUCUGCCCCACUCUCCCUCGCUGCUGCUAGCGACGGCCGCCAAUCCUCCAUCACCGUCGCCAGAGACCCAUGUAACUCCGGCAGAGUGUUCGUCUACGACCUCCCACCCUUUUUCAACAAAGACUUGUUGCAAAAUUGUGAGUCCUUAGACCCAUGGACCUCCCGCUGUGAUGAUGUGUCCAACGGAGGGUUCGGACGGCAAGCAACGGAGCUCAACGGUGUUGUUCCCGACGGUCUAACUCCGGCGUGGUUUUGGUCUGAACAGUACAUGUUGGAACCGAUUAUGCAUAAUCGUAUUCUUAACUAUAAGUGUAGAACAUUAGACCCGGAAUCAGCUACAGCCUUCUACAUACCGUUUUACGCUGGUCUCUCCAUCGGACGGUACUUAUGGCUGAAUUACACUACUUCUGAUCGCGAUAGGGACUCAGAGAAAUUAAUCGAGUGGGUCCAGAAUGAGCCGUAUUGGAAUAGAUCCAACGGCGGAGAUCAUUUCAUCACAUUAGGACGGCUGACAUGGGACUUUAAACGAUGGGGGAACAACCAAUGGGGGUCCAGCUUUGCAUUCAUGCUAGGGAUGAAAAACGUAGCGAGGUUAGUCGUCGAGAGAGAACCGUCCGAUCCAUUAGACAUCGGGGUACCUUUCCCCACAGGAUUCCACCCUAGAUCCGACGCUGACGUGUUAAAUUGGCAAAGCUUCGUUCGUGAACGUAACCGAACAAACCUCUUCUGCUUCGCUGGCGGUACACGUCAUGAAAUAGAAAACGACUUUAGAGCUUUUUUACUGAGUUACUGCGCCAACGACUCGGGCGGUUCGUGCCGAGCCGUGGAGUGCAAUGGGAACCGGUGCGCGAGUGGUGACUCGGUGGUUAUGGAAACGUUUUUGGACUCAGAUUUCUGUUUACAGCCGAAAGGCGAUUCGUAUUCGAGAAAAUCGGUGUUUGAUUGUAUGUUGGCCGGUUCAAUUCCGGUUAUCUUUUGGGAGAGAACCGCAUACGGGCAGUAUGAAUGGUUCUUGCCGGGUGAACCGGGGAGUUAUUCUGUUUUUAUAGAUAACAAGGAGGUGAGGAAUGGAUCGGCGUCCAUUAAAGGAGUGUUGGAGAAAUUUAGCGGAGAGAGAGUGAAGAUGAUGCGAGAGAAAGUCAUCGAGACUAUACCAAAAAUUGUUUAUGCGAGUGCUCUUGAAGGAUUGGAAAGUAUUGAGGAUGCUUUUGAUAUUGCAAUUCAUGGCAUCUUUGAAAGAUUUAAUCGGCGGCAUAAUAGUGCGAGUAAAAAUGGGAGUUGAAUUGAAUUUGAUUUCUCCGUUUUUUUUUUUUUUUUUUUUGUGUACUUUAUGAUGGAAUAUAUUUGAAUUUGUCUUAAUUUGAUGUUCAUCUAUGCGAGAGUACUCCUUCUAGCUGCUAUCACUAAGUAAAAUGAAAGAUCAUCCAAGCAUGGUGAGAGUUUAUUAGGGUUUGUCGUUGGAAUUACUUAUUGACCUUCUUGAGACUAUCACUGUUAUAAAGUCUUUCCUUCGACGUUCA
Messenger RNA from Cucumis sativus (cucumber), 1817 nucleotides. Its product is annotated as xyloglucan galactosyltransferase XLT2. The record is from RefSeq and is a predicted model, not a curated record. The coding region runs from base 164 to 1579 and encodes 471 amino acids. Gene Ontology annotation, biological process: xyloglucan biosynthetic process. Gene Ontology annotation, molecular function: galactosyltransferase activity. Lineage: Eukaryota; Viridiplantae; Streptophyta; Magnoliopsida; Cucurbitales; Cucurbitaceae. The transcript has a single exon.